Penicillium roqueforti is the source of this 228-nucleotide messenger RNA. RefSeq lists its product as uncharacterized. The record is from RefSeq and is a predicted model, not a curated record. The transcript is spliced from 2 exons. NCBI's taxonomy places the organism in Eukaryota, Fungi, Ascomycota, Eurotiomycetes, Eurotiales, Aspergillaceae. The coding region runs from base 1 to 228 and encodes 75 amino acids.
AUGUCUUACAACCCCCCCGGGGACUUCAUAGUGCCCGACAUCAACACACAGGAAGUCUGCACUCAGUUGCAGAUCCGUUACGCCUGCGGUCACUCGACAGGCGGCGAGUUCGUUAAAUGCCCACGGCACGUCAAAAAAGAGGACGAACGCUGCACCAGCCGUCAAAUCAACCAUGUAGAUGUCAAGAAUUCGUCGCACAAGUGUCGCCUAUGCCUGCGAAGUGAAUGA